AUGAUCCGGACGGAGCGUUUGGAUCCUGAGGAGGUUCCGGUGCCGUUUCCAGAGACUCGGAGCGACAGCUGGGACGAUUCCCACGUCAAACUGCCCUUCUAUGUGGACCGAACGACUCUCCAGAGCCGAUGGGAUUUGAUCGCCCGAUCCCUGAGCACCCCGUUCACGUCUUCUCUCGAUGUGAAGGACGCCAUCCUGAGAUAUAACCCUGACCGAGCGAAGGGGUGGGACUUCACUGCACUGCACUCGUACUGUACGGGUCUGCAGGGGUCAGAAGCAAAGCAGAUGUUUGGGAAGCUGCUUCCAGCCAUGGCACAGCUGGCACUGAGAGCGCCGAGCCUCUUCACACAGCCGAUCCCGCUGCUGAGCGUUCAGCGAUGCGUCUCCGUCACGCUCUCGCAGGAGCAGGUCUCGAGUCUGCUGGCGAACGCCUUCUUCUGCACUUUUCCUCCACGCAACUCUCGCAGCAGCUAUCCGGACAUCAACUUCAACAGGUUGUUUGAAGGGUCGUCCCCGAGCAAACAGCAGAAGCUCAAAACCCUUCUGUGGUACUUCCAGCGGAUCACGCAGCAAAGGCCCACCGGUCUCAUAACUUACACCAGACAGUGUCUGCAGCGUCCGCCCUCGUGGGCCAGCUCAGAGAAGCAGUUCAGCAAACUUCACAUCUGCUCUGAAGGAACCAUAGAGGAGCAGGGCUACGGCAUGCUGCAGGUGGACUUUGCCAACAGGUUUGUCGGGGGCGGAGUGACCGGUUCUGGUCUGGUUCAGGAGGAAAUCCGUUUCCUGAUAAACCCGGAGCUGAUCGCUGCUCGCCUCUUCACUGAAGCGCUGGAGGACAACGAGUGUCUGAUCAUCACAGGAACAGAGCGGUUCAGCAGAUACUCGGGAUACUCGCACACCUACCGAUGGGACGGUAACCAUGACGACCAGACGCCAAGGGACGAGUGGCAGCGCAGGGUCACGGAGAUCGUCGCCAUUGACGCCCUGCGUUACAGGAACUUCCUGCAGCAGUUUCUCCCCGACAACAUGACCAGAGAACUCAACAAGGCCUUCUGUGGUUUCGCUCGCCCUGGAGUCGAGUCGGAGAAUCUGUCGGCCGUUGCGACGGGAAACUGGGGAUGUGGAGCGUUUGGAGGAGACACUCGUCUCAAAGCUGUUCUGCAGAUGAUGGCGGCAGCAGAAGCGGAGCGUGAUUUGAUGUACUUCACGUUUGGUGACGUUGAUCUGCGCCGAGAUGUUAGCCGCAUCCACACACACUUCACACACCGUCACGCCAGCGUAGGAUCCGUGUUCAACAUGUUGCUGCAAUACUAUGAGCGUGUGAUUAAGGAAACAUCAGGAGCAAAACCUCAGGAAACACUUUACAGCUUCCUCUCUGAACACCUCUGACCCCCGACCCCCAGCAUCUCUGAACUCUGACCCUAGCAGCUCUGACCUCUGAAUGACCCCUGCAGCUCUGACCUCUGAAUGACCCCAGUAGCUCUGACUCCUGCAGCUCUGACCUCUAAAUGACCCCAGCAGCUCUGACCCCUGACUGACCCCAGUAGAUCUGACCCCUGACUGACCCCAGCAGCUCUGAACUCUGACCUUAGUAGCUCUGACCCUGACUGACCCCAGCAGCUCUGACCCCUGAAUGACCCCAGCAGCUCUGACCCCUGAAUGACCCCAGCAGUUCUGACCUCUAAAUGACCCCAGCAGCUCUGACCCCUGAAUGACCCCAGCAGCUCUGACGUCUGAAUGACCCAGCAGCUCUGACCCCAGCAGCUC
Molecule: messenger RNA, 1767 nt
Organism: Pimephales promelas (fathead minnow)
Lineage: Eukaryota; Metazoa; Chordata; Actinopteri; Cypriniformes; Leuciscidae
Source: RefSeq, a predicted model, not a curated record